Molecule: messenger RNA, 1351 nt
Organism: Lathyrus oleraceus (garden pea)
Lineage: Eukaryota; Viridiplantae; Streptophyta; Magnoliopsida; Fabales; Fabaceae
Exons: 9
Coding region: 49-1170 (373 amino acids)
Molecular function (GO): ATP hydrolysis activity
Source: RefSeq, a predicted model, not a curated record
AAUUAAAGAAAUAUGAGAUAAGAGUGGAAAACGAUAAUGUGAGUUGCAAUGGCAUGUUGGAUGGUAGUAUCGGCAUGGAGUUUGAAGACAACGCCACCGUUACUCUCUCUGUCACCGAGCCUCUCCACAUUCAAAUUCAAAUGUUGCGCAACACACAACGACGACCUCCAAGCUCUCUUACAGAUUCUUCCAUCCGAUUUGCAUCACAAUCUCCUCAACCAACCUAACCGCACUCAUCUUUUGGAGGUUAUAUUGGAUUUGGGCCGUUUUCCCGAAGCACGCUAUCUAGGAAAAUACGGUAACCACUAUCUAAGGAAUUCUGAGGUAACAGUGAAAGAGUUGGAAUAUGCUCAUGGAGCUGUUGGGGAGUUUGGGAAUGAUAAUAGAGCUGGUAUUGAGGGUACUUUGCACAGAAUAUCUGCAAUUAGGAGUAGAAAUGGUGGUAUUGUUGGUUUGACGUGUAGAAUUGGGAGGGCGGUUACUGGCCAUAUUGACAUGGUUUAUGAUCUGCUUCAAUAUGGCAAGAGCAUUUUGUUUGUUGGAAGGCCUGGGGUUGGCAAGACUACUGUUAUGAGAGAGAUUGCUCGUGUAAUGUCAGAUGAAUUUCAUAAAAGAGUGGUGAUUGUCGAUACCAGUAAUGAAAUUGGAGGUGAUGGCAAUAUUCCUCAUGCAGCAAUAGGCAGCGCACGUAGAAUGCAGGUACCCAUGCCAUCGAUGCAACAUAGUGUGAUGAUUGAGGCGGUAGAAAAUCACAUGCCUGAGGUGAUUAUAGUAGACGAGAUUGGCACAGAAGCUGAAGCUCAGGCUUGCCGAUCGAUUGCUGAGCGAGGCAUCAUGCUUAUAGGAACUGCUCAUGGUCAGCAGAUUGAGAAUGUCAUGAAGAAUCCUACACUCUCUGACCUGAUAGGCGGAAUUGAAAGCGUUACUCUGGGAGAUGCAGAAGCCAGAGCAAGAAAAUGUCAGAAGACAAUUCUUGAGAGAAAAGGUCCUCCAACAUUUGAUUUCUUGAUUGAGAUGAGAGACAGACACUACUGGCUUACACAUCAGACCGACAAAAGCGUAGAUAUGUUGCUUCGAGGCAAGAGUCCACAAGUUGAGGUACGCAAAAGAGAUGAAAAUUGCAAGGUUGUGAUCGAAAAAUCUAAAGCAUAUGAUAAAUGCCAAAUUUGAAACCUUUUCCUUUUCCCAUAAUAUAAUUCAUUCAUUUAAAAAAAAACUCAAUUUAAAUCUAUAAACCUGUUUAUCAUUCUGUAAAUUGUGUUUUGUUGACAUUACUAUUGAUAUGUGUAUAUCUUUCACUCUAUAUUCCUCUUAUAAACACUUAAAAGAACGAUGACAUCUAAUUAGAGUA